Molecule: messenger RNA, 768 nt
Organism: Mucor velutinosus
Lineage: Eukaryota; Fungi; Mucoromycota; Mucoromycetes; Mucorales; Mucoraceae
Exons: 2
Coding region: 1-768 (255 amino acids)
Biological process (GO): phosphorelay signal transduction system
Source: RefSeq, a predicted model, not a curated record
AUGGAUUAUUUCGCUUACCAGAGCAAACGAAAGUCUGUUGCGCACAUCAAGGAGUUCAUUGAAAAUACAGCAUCGAGCGAACCAUCCAAUUCCAUGCCACCAACACCAACCAUCUUUAUACACGACGCUGGCAAAUCGCCCUCCAAGCCAACAUGCAUCCGCUAUUCAGCAUCGUUUUUUCAGGAAAAUACUCCCAGCGCAUUAUCGACAUCGCUGCCUUCGCCACCUAUCACGCCGCACCAUCAGUUACCUGCCUUACCUUCGCUGUCAUUAUCCCUGCCAUCCCCAUCGAAAUCAUUCAGACGACGAUUCAGCAAUCCUCCGCACACUGUCCACUCGCCCAGACUGCAUGUCUUGCUGGUCGAUGACAAUGCUAUUAAUCUUCAAAUACUGUCGAGAAUGCUGAAUUUACACAUGUCGGCUGCAAUUGAGCAUAUGGAGCUGGUCAAGAGCGGUGUGAAAGCCCUUGAGAUAUUGAAAUGUCGACCAUUCGAUCUUAUCUUGAUGGACAUUGACAUGCCAAUCCUGAACGGUAUUGAAACCACAAAGCACAUUCGCUCAUCGACUGAAUUUGAUAUCCUGCCAAGAAACCGCAAAGCGCCCAUUGUGGCUGUGACAACAAACGAUUCUAGCACAUGGCAAGCAACGUACAAGGAAAUUGGCAUGAAUGGAUGCAUUGGAAAGCCAAUUUCAGCCAGUGAUCUCAAAAAGACACUCUCAAGGAUUCUUGAUCUUCAUUUACCCAUCCCACCCUAUACACCAGAAUGA